Molecule: messenger RNA, 1287 nt
Organism: Malania oleifera
Lineage: Eukaryota; Viridiplantae; Streptophyta; Magnoliopsida; Santalales; Ximeniaceae
Product: ABSCISIC ACID-INSENSITIVE 5-like protein 2
Exons: 3
Coding region: 119-1063 (314 amino acids)
Biological process (GO): positive regulation of DNA-templated transcription
Cellular component (GO): nucleus
Molecular function (GO): DNA-binding transcription factor activity
Source: RefSeq, a predicted model, not a curated record
UUGGGUUGAAAAACUGUGGGUUAAGAGCUUUAGAUUUUCUUGAUGAAGGGUUUGGAAGUUCAUUUAUAGAAUGACAGAUUUAGGUUUAUAAUUAAGCUGGUGAACUGGGAGUGGCACAAUGGGAUCUCAAGGUGGUGGUGGCACACAGGAGCCAAAACUGCACUCACCCACUGGGCAGGGCUCGUUAUACAACCUCACCUUGGAUGAGGUUCAGACCCACCUGGGGAAUUUGGGGAAGCCAUUGAGCAGCAUGAAUCUUGAUGAGCUUCUCAAGAGCCUAUGGGCGGCAGAAACCAAUCAGGCCAUUGGAAUGGGCAUUGAUAAUACGGCAGCACCGCCCAGCCCCGUUGCAGAAGCCACCGACGGUCUGCGUCAGCAGCCAAGCCUCACACUAUCUGGGGCUCUGAGCAUGAAGACAGUUGACGAGGUUUGGAGAGAAAUCCAAAAGGGGCAACAGAAGAUCAGCAAUCAGGAGAAAGUAACUCGGGAAAGACAACCAACUCUGGGUGAGAUGACCUUGGAGGAUUUCUUGGUUAAGGCUGGUAUGGUUGGUGACUCGAUUCCGGGGAAGCAAAAUGCUGGUCCGGAUCUGGCAGCAUCCCAACAGAAUAUGCCUCAGCAGGCUCAAUGGAUUCACCUCCAGCUUCCCUCAGUGCAGCAGUCACAGCAGCAGAAUAUGAUGGCAGUUUUUCUGCCUGCUGGGCAUAAAAAUCCAGUUUCAGAUGCAGCCUGCCCCGAAACCCAAAUGACCAUGUCACCAUCUGCUUUAAUGGGUGCACAGUCAGACACACAAAUGCCUGGACGGAAAAGGGUUGCUCAGGGGGAUGUGUUGGAGAAGAAUGUUGAAAGGCGGCAAAAGAGAAUGAUAAAAAACAGGGAAUCCGCAGCACGGUCACGAGCACGGAAGCAGGCCUAUACGCAUGAGCUGGAGAACAAAGUCUUGCAUCUAGAAGAGGAGAUUGAGAGGCUCAAGAAACAAAAGGAGGUGGAGAAGGCGUUGCCUUGUGCACCCCCUCCCGAGCCGAAGUAUCAGCACCGUAGAACGAGCUCUGCCCCUUUUUGACAUCUUUUUGGUUUAUUCAGAUGCAUGCAUUCCGGUUAAUGCAUUUUUAGCUUUCCAUAGCUAACCUUUGUUUGAGCAGCUGCUUUUGGAUGUUUUCUUGCAGAGCAGUCUCACUGCUUGGGCUGCUGCUGCUGCUGCUGAUGUUUGCCUUGUCCUUUCUAGCCCUCAUGGAUCUUAUCUUGUUUGUACAUUUAAUAUAGUGUUUUCAAGUUCAACUAUGGUUC